AUGCGUUUUCUGGGCAUAGCUGAGUCACCGAGUAAAGAAGUGAAUCUACAGGAGAGAAACAAACUAACGUAUCGAUCAAAAACCACUACCAACGUCUGGAUCGAUAUCUGCAUCGAUCCGCCCAUCCUUGUCUCCUGGAUCGUAGCUGAGAUCAGCGUGAACCACGUGGGUCUCUGCUCCCUGACCUGUUUCCUGUGUUUGGAAAGAGUUCCAGCUUCAUCUCUCGGUUUGUGGGCUCAUCUAAAGGACCAACGUGGAUCGAGAAGUCAGCGCUCUCAGGAGCCCGACAAAUUCGUUGAAGAAAGAAGUGGAAGAAAAAAAUACUGUGACGAGUUUGGGAAAGACAUUACUGUGAAAGCUUCCCUAAAUAUGCAUCAGGUCAUUCACACCAGAGAGAGACCGUUCAGCUGUGACGAGUGUGGAAAGUCUUUUUCCUGGAAGAAAGCCCUAAAAAGACACCAUCUCAUCCACAGUGGACUUAAAGCGUACAGCUGUGAUGAGUGUGGAAAGUCUUUUACCCACUCUGGAAACUUAAAAGCACACCAACUCAUCCACACUGGAGAGAGACCAUUCAGCUGUGAUGAGUGUGGAAAGUCUUUUACCCACUCUGGAAACUUAAAAGCACACCAACUGAUCCACACUGGAGAGAGACCGUUCAGCUGUGAUGAGUGUGGAAAGUCUUUUACCCACUCUGGAAGCUUAAAAACACACCAACUGAUCCACACUGGAGAGAGACCAUUCAGCUGUGAUGAGUGUGGAAAGUCUUUUACCCACUCUGGAAGCUUAAAAGCACACCAACUGAUCCACACUGGAGAGAGACCAUUCAGCUGUGAUGAGUGUGGAAAGUCUUUUACCCACUCUGGAAACUUAAAAGCACACAAACUGAUCCACACUGGAGAGAGACCAUUCAGCUGUGACGAGUGUGGAAAGUCUUUUAGCAAGUCUGGAAGCUUAAAAAUACACCAACUCAUCCACAGUGGAGAGAAACCAUUCAGCUGUGACGAGUGUGGAAAGUGUUUUACCCACUCUGGAAACUUAAAAGCACACCAACUGAUCCACAGUGGAGUUAAAGCGUACAGCUGUGAUCAGUGUGGCAGAGCUUUUACUCACAGUAACAGCUUACAGAGUCAUCUAGUUACCCACUCUGGAAUUAAGGCAUACAGCUGUGACAUUUGUGGAAAAACUUUCAGCCGGAUAGGGAGGCGAAAUACACACCUACGCAUUCAC
Molecule: messenger RNA, 1227 nt
Organism: Maylandia zebra (zebra mbuna)
Lineage: Eukaryota; Metazoa; Chordata; Actinopteri; Cichliformes; Cichlidae
Biological process (GO): regulation of transcription by RNA polymerase II
Cellular component (GO): PcG protein complex; chromatin; transcription regulator complex
Molecular function (GO): RNA polymerase II cis-regulatory region sequence-specific DNA binding; DNA-binding transcription factor activity, RNA polymerase II-specific
Source: RefSeq, a predicted model, not a curated record